Molecule: messenger RNA, 918 nt
Organism: Aegilops tauschii subsp. strangulata
Lineage: Eukaryota; Viridiplantae; Streptophyta; Magnoliopsida; Poales; Poaceae
Source: RefSeq, a predicted model, not a curated record
CUUCAGGGGUCCUCGGCGGAGAAGAUCAAGACCAUGGCUGCGGAAACGUCCGCUCUGCUGCGGGGCCUCUGCGUUCCAAAGCAGAGCAGCAUCGCCGAGCAGGUUUGCUUCACCAAAGAAGUCGAUGCCCUCCAGAAGGCGUGCGACGGGAUGGUCGAAGGAGCAUUCUUCGACGAAGAUGGGGCCAUCAACAUGCUGAUCGGCGUGCAUGCUCGUAUCCGUCUCCUGCUCACCUCUGACAACAAGCUGACCCCCCAGGAAUUCCUCCUCUCCUCCAUGGGUGAGAUCAAGGCCUCGGUGGAGGAGUACAUGUCUGCGGAGGACAAGAUCAUGGGUGAAGCUGAUCAGGGGAGGACCAGCCUGUACGAGAUGGUGAAGAAAUCCUCACUCGUCGAGCCCACGCCCACCGUGUGCUCGGACGAUGAGGUGAAGGCAGUGCUCUACAAGACUCUCACGCUCCUCGAAUCUUCUGACCCGGCGCACUCAACGACCGGCAUGGCCUGCCUGUUCUACAAGGUGCGUUCGAACUGCCGUGCUCUCAUGGAAGACGUCGAGAAGAACGGCGUCGACGGCAAGACCGGCUCCGCCAUCGCCAUGAUUCACAUCAGUGCGCUCUUCGUGCUGGGACAGCACAAGAAAUACUUCUCCUACGAUGAUGCAGCCGACGAUUCUCUCAUGGCCUCACUUCGAAGGCUCGAGGUUGCGCUGCGGGACUACGAGCUCGGAGGACCGUCGUCUCCACCUUCAGAGACCACAGACUAGUCCCAUCGACUCUACCUGUUACCGCCUACCGAUCCAUGUCAUCGACUAGCUUACCUAUCUAUCAUAAGUCUGCGUGUGUUGAGUGAGGCAGUCUACUCAGUCUAUGAUACUUGCAUGAGUGCAUGAGAGCGAAACUCUUUUGGUAUUAUGUUACUA